AUGUCAUCCGACUACUCGCACGACCAGCCGUCACACCAACAGCCGCACCUCCAUUCCUCGCAGCCGCAAAUCCUCCGACCCCUGCCGCGCCGCCCCUUCGAGCUCAACCUCACGCCCGCCACCAGCUCGUCCAGCGCCAGCUCCCAGCCCUCGCCGAACCCCAACGGCGUCGUCGCCCCCAGCAGCCGCAACGACGCCUCGUUCCCCUCGUUGUCCGCCCAGCUCGAUGCCCGCCUCAACAACCGCUCCGCCACCCCCGCCGGCCUGGACGCUGCCGCCGACGACUCGGACGUGAAGCGCAGCCGCAGCAUCUUGAACCUGACCGCGAGCACCCUGUUCGGCAUCUACCAGCCCACCGCCGGCGAGACCGGCAGCGAGCCCCCCACGCCCUGGGGCACCGGCGCCGAGACGCCCGCGUACGUCGGCGGCGGGGCCAGCAGCAGCGAGCUGCGUGAGUGGGAGUACCUGCGCCUCGCCGGCCUGGGGUCGCGGGACGCGGCCAACCCGGCGCCUCCUCCCUUCCAAUCAAGGAGCGUAUCAGGACCGGCCAAGCGUGUUGCCAGUACGUCUUCGUUGGAUGCCGGGGCUGCUGUGUCUGCGGGCUCGCCGAGAGGAUCGUUCGUUGACGGAGCUGCUGCGGAGAAGGGCGGAAGCAGCGUCUUGGGGUUGGUUGCGAGGGGAGUGGCGUUGUUUGGGUUCGGCGUCGUUUACGGUGUCAUGAUCAGCCACUUGCACGACAAUAGGCACAUUGCGCCAGUAAGGGUGGAGGGAAUCGACCGCGGGCAUUGGGGCUACCUCGCUUUCUGGGGGUUGGCCGGCGUGGCUUUGGGGAGCGCGCUGCCGUGGGUGGAUCUCUUUUGGGAGGGGCGGAAAGCGGCUGCGGUUGCGGACGUGAAGGGUAGAGACGGGAAGAGGAAGAUCAAGGGACAGGUUCCGACUGUGGUGGGCACCAGAUCGCGAGAUGGUGCGAGUCAGGAGUGGAACGAUGUGGUGAGAAGUGUGGGUGCGUUUGUGGGGAUUGCUUUCGCGAUUCGCAAACUUCAAUGGCAAUCGACGACCCAAAUCUCGGUCACGUUAGCCAUGGUCAAUCCGGCCUUGUGGUACCUACUCGACCGCAGCAAACCCGGCUUUACGCUCUCGAUGCUCGUCGGCAUCACCGGCACCGCCAUCAUGCUCCUCAUGGGCCAGCAUUCGGACUCGGUCGCCUUCAUCCCUAGUCCGCCCAUCGUCGGUGGAAGCGGACCCAACUCUAGCGUCCGCCUGGGUGCCAGAAUUACAGGGGUCAGUGGUGCGGGCGGUAUAGGCGGAUCGCAGGGUGAGUACGAGAGCACGGUCGGAGUGGCCACAUGGUUCGCUAGCGUGCUGUUUUGCAGCUGCGUGUGCUUCGGGAAUAUCGGAAGGAAGCUGGCCCUUCAGGGGUGA
This is a messenger RNA of Diplodia corticola, 1422 nucleotides long. RefSeq names its product insig domain-containing protein. NCBI's taxonomy places the organism in Eukaryota, Fungi, Ascomycota, Dothideomycetes, Botryosphaeriales, Botryosphaeriaceae. Gene Ontology annotation, biological process: sterol biosynthetic process. The record is from RefSeq and is a predicted model, not a curated record. The transcript has 2 exons. Gene Ontology annotation, cellular component: endoplasmic reticulum. Bases 1 to 1422 code for a protein of 473 amino acids.